AUGAGCAACCAGGUUCCAGCUGAGACAGUCAAGAAAAUCGAGGAGGGAUUUGCGAAACUCCAAGCCGCCGCUGAUUGCAAAUCGCUUCUCAAGAAACAUUUGACGAAGGAGGUCGUCGACAAGAACAAGACGAAAAAGACGCGCCUCGGUGCCACACUUCUCGACGUCAUCCAGUCGGGCGUUGAGAAUUUGGAUUCCGGCGUCGGCGUGUACGCGCCGGACGCCGAAGCCUACACACUGUUCGCCGAUCUCUUCAAUCCAGUCAUCCAGGAGUACCACAAUGGAUUCAAAGCGACCGACACUCAGCCGCCAAUGGAUUUGGGCGAGAAGAAUGUCGGCGAGCUUGUCGAUCUUGACCCAGAAGGCAAAUUCAUCGUGUCGACUAGAAUCCGGUGCGGACGCUCACUUCAAGGAUAUCCUUUCAAUCCGUGCCUCAGCGAGGUUAACUACAAGAACAUGGAGGCUCGCAUGAAGGAAAUUUUCGGUGGCAUCACCGAUCCGGAAUUGAAGGGCACCUACUAUCCGCUCACCGGAAUGAGCGAUGAGGUGAAGAAUCAGCUCAUUGCUGAUCACUUCUUGUUCAAAGAAGGCGAUCGAUUCUUGAAGGCGGCAAAUGCCAACAGAUUCUGGCCAACGGGUCGCGGAAUCUUCCACAACGAGAAAAAGACAUUCCUUGUGUGGGUCAACGAGGAGGACCAUCUUCGCAUCAUUUCAAUGCAGAAUGGUGGAAAUGUCGGCGAGGUUCUCGCGCGCCUCAUCAAAGGCCUCGGCAUCGUUGCCGCCAAAAUGCCGUUCGCCCGGCACCCACGUCUCGGCUGGCUCACCUUCUGUCCGACCAAUUUGGGAACCACCGUGCGCGCGUCGGUUCACAUCAAACUCCCGAAAAUCUCGGCCAAGGAUGAUUUCAAGAAGAUUUGCGACGAGAUGAAACUUCAGAUUCGCGGAAUUCACGGCGAACACUCUGAAUCCAAGGAAGGCAUUUAUGACAUCUCGAACAAGCAGCGUCUCGGCCUCACCGAAUAUCAAGCGGUCCGGCAAAUGUACGACGGCGUUAAGAAGCUUAUCGAGCUCGAGAAGGCUGCAGCUUAA
This is a messenger RNA of Caenorhabditis bovis, 1089 nucleotides long. NCBI's taxonomy places the organism in Eukaryota, Metazoa, Nematoda, Chromadorea, Rhabditida, Rhabditidae. The record is from the annotation of a GenBank genome assembly.